Molecule: messenger RNA, 870 nt
Organism: Penicillium expansum
Lineage: Eukaryota; Fungi; Ascomycota; Eurotiomycetes; Eurotiales; Aspergillaceae
Exons: 1
Coding region: 1-870 (289 amino acids)
Source: RefSeq, a predicted model, not a curated record
AUGGCGGGAAUCGUCAACGGACCCCUUUCUCUCUUCCGCAAGUCGGACUCUCCAAAACCUCUCCAUGCUCGAUGGGGGGAUGUGUCCAUCUCCGUGCCCACAGAUGGCUCAUGGAAUCAAUACAACAAUCCCCAUCGACCCGUCAAAGAGAGAGCAGCAUAUGGGCCAGGCUACGUCCCCGACUGCUCUCCGGAAGACCGCCGGAACCCCCGUCCAAUGAAAGAAGAGGACGCAGACGACGACGCCAAAAGCGUCUGCAGCGAAGCAUCAACAGUCUCGCGGCGGAGCUCACUAUCUCUCGGAAGCCUGCGACCGGGCCGGCUCUCGGUGCGCCUCGCGUCGCGCCCGAAACAACUGCGGGGCGAAUCGCAGAUGGAAAGAGAUGCCCAGCGCUCCGAGCGAAAACGAAACGAAUUUGCAUAUCGACCAAUUCAACAAGACUACACCUCCGAAGUAGUCGAAAAUGCCACUCAUCCCAACAAUCGCUUCAAGUACAUCCCGACCAACGGACGAUACCUUCAAAGCUCAGGCGCCGAGACUCCGCGCAGCCAAUCCGUCAGCUCGUCCCGCACCCUCCUCUCGCGGCGCGGCUCGAUGUCCGAGUCAAGUGAGCAGCGAUACAGCGGUCGCGAUCGUGACCACCAUACUCCGAAUGUCCGAGGGAGCACCUACCACGAGGACGACCAUCGCAGUCUGCACUCGACUAGCUUCCGUGAUAGCUCGGACAGUUCUAGUUCGCGGCGAAAUCACGGGCUGCCGCCGAGACGGCGCACGUCACCUUUUGUUGCGGCUGAUAGCAAGAGGGCUUCUUCGAUCUCGAGGCCUAUGACUGUGGCUAUGGUUCCUGAUCCUGACGAUCUCUAUGAGUAA